Molecule: messenger RNA, 1755 nt
Organism: Phodopus roborovskii (desert hamster)
Lineage: Eukaryota; Metazoa; Chordata; Mammalia; Rodentia; Cricetidae
Gene: Tcp11l1
Product: t-complex 11 like 1
Exons: 10
Coding region: 173-1702 (509 amino acids)
Biological process (GO): signal transduction
Source: RefSeq, a predicted model, not a curated record
GCCCACCUCGGCGGGGCUGACGAGCGCGGCAGCCGGGAGGGGACGCGGGCUGGGGCUGGGCGUCUGCGCCGCUCCCGCCCCUUGGCGUCGCCACCCCGCGGGAUUCGCAGCCGGAGCGGCCGCAGGGAGAUCGCCGACGCCGCGGCAGGAAAGUGAAUAGACUUCACUGAGGAUGUCUGAAAACCUUGACAAGUCCCAUAUAAACGAAGCAGGAGAGUCAAAGCCAAGUGACUCUGAGCAAGGCCUGGAAGGUGCUCUGGAAUGUUCCGAUGAAGCUUUACAGAAAAAAAUAAAGUCAGACUCACCUAGUCCCCAAAGAGUGGGAAGACCUCACUCUAGUCCUCCUCGGCUUGUCACUGUAGAGGAACUUCUAGAAACAGCGAAAGGAGUCACCAACAUGGCUCUAGCACACGAAAUUGUAGUGAACGGAGACUUCCGGAUUAAAGCUGUUGAAUUAGCAGAAGGCAGCUUGGAGAAGAGAGUAAAGGAGAUUGUACAUAAAGCAUUCUGGGACUGCUUGAGUGUUCAGCUAAGUGAAGACCCCCCAACAUAUGACCAUGCCAUCAAACUUGUAGGAGAGAUCAAAGAGACUCUGCUGUCUUUCCUGCUGCCUGGUCACACCAGACUAAAAGACCAGAUAACUGAGGUCUUGGAUCUGGAACUGAUAAAACAGGAAGCAGAGAAUGGGGCCCUAGACAUUUCCAAACUGGCAGAAUUCAUUAUUGGCAUGAUGGGGACAUUGUGCGCACCUGCUCGAGAUGAGGAAGUUAAAAAACUAAAGGACAUUAAGGAAAUAGUGCCUCUUUUCAGGGCAAUAUUUUCUGUGUUGGACCUAAUGAAAGUAGACAUGGCCAACUUUGCCAUCACCAGCAUUAGGCCACACCUCAUGCAGCAGUCAGUGGAAUAUGAGAGGAAGAAGUUUCAAGAGGUGUUGGAGAAGCAGCCGAACUCCCUGGACUUUGUCACCCAGUGGCUAGAGGAGGCCUCAAAUGACCUUUUAACUCAGAAGUACAAACAUGCCCUGCCAGCUGGGGGAGGGGCUGCUGGCUCUGGGGAUGCUCCAGCGCUGACCCCUGUUUCUGUCCAGAAUUAUGCCUACCUGAGGCUUCUCAAGUGGGACCACUUGCGGAGACCCUUCCCCGAGACGGUUUUGAUGGACCAGUCUCGUUUCCAAGAGCUCCAGCUGCAGCUGGAGCAGCUAGCCAUCCUGGGGGCUGUGCUGCUUGUCACUCUCGGCAGUGCCACACCUGGAAUAUCUGGCCAAGCUGACUUUGCUGAGAAACUCAAGAUGACAGUGAAGAUCCUGCUAAUGGACAUGCAUCUACCUUCCUUCCAUCUGGAGGAUGCUCUGACUUCCAUCGGGGAGAAAGUGUGCCUGGAGGUGAGCAGCUGCCUCUCCCUGUGUGGAUCCUCCCCCUUCUCCAUCAACAAGGAGACUGUGCUCAAGGGCCAGAUUCAGGCCCUGGCCAGUCCUGAAGACCCCAUUCGCAGGAUCGUGGAAUCCCGAAUUUUUACCUUCUUGGAGACAUACCUUGCAUCUGGUCAUCAGAAGCUAUUGCCUACAGUGCCAGGGGGAUUGGGUCCCAUUCAGAAAGAGCUGGAAGAAGUUGCAGUGAAAUUUGUGCGCCUGGUCAACUAUAACAAGAUGGUGUUCUGUCCUUACUACGAUGCAAUCCUCAGUAAGCUCCUCCUUCGUUCCUGAGGCACACAGCUAGCAUAGUGCUCCUCAUCUCCUCAGAACCCGCUCUCGCAGUG